Messenger RNA from Oncorhynchus mykiss (rainbow trout), 2939 nucleotides. Lineage: Eukaryota; Metazoa; Chordata; Actinopteri; Salmoniformes; Salmonidae. The record is from RefSeq and is a predicted model, not a curated record.
UCACUCCUCAAAUAAAUAAAUGGAACUACAGUAUUCUGACUUUAGACCAUUUUCUAUUUAGAUACAGUAACAUCCCUUAUGUGACAUUCUGUUCCUGCAUGUUAAUGCCCUGACUAGGCUACUUUUAAAAUGUGUCAACAACAGAACUCGCACUUAGGCUACGCCUGCUUCUACUAAUACUUACAGUAGACUACUUCUUGUUUCCAUGCAGCGACAGUAAGUUGACUAACUGUUCAAGACCUCUCCCCUUCACUUCACUCUACUGCAGGGAGGGAGAUGCAACAAUGGUCUUGAGAACAGCUGGAAGUGUGUUGGUGGUCUUUCUCUGGUCUGUGACAGUGGUACUGGGUCAGGAUGACUGGAGUGUGAGUUACACCACUCAGAGUAUCUGUACCUUCAAGGAGUCAACAGUGGAGCUGUCCAGCUCUUACACAUAUCCCAGUGGUUAUACAGUCACAACAACCUUCUGGUUCACUAAGUAUAAUGCUGAGGGUCCUGUUAGUCUGAGUGAUGACCCAGACUACAAAGGUCGUGUGACGUACAGUAAGAAUAAAGAGAAUGGUCACACCCUGACAAUCACAGACCUGAGAGAGAGUGACUCAGCUAGGUACAAGUUCAGAUUUACAGAUCAGACUGGGAAAUGGAGAUAUACUGGCGAACCUGGAGUCGCUCUGUCUGUCACAGGUCUUCAGGUGAAGUUGACUGUUGGAUUUUGGUAUAAUACACUGACCUGUAGCACCACCUGUACUCUGCCUGACAACCCCACCUACAUCUGGUACAAGAACGGACACAAAGAAAAGGAGGACACUUCUAGCUCGUACCCAGACUCCUUUAGUGAUGUAGACAGCUACUCCUGUGCUGUAAAAGGCCAUGAGGAUCUCCUCUCUCCUGCAGUGUGUCAGAAGUGUUGGAGUGUGACUUACACCCAGCAGAGUAUCUGUACCUUGAAGGGGUCAACAGUGGACAUAUCCUGCUCUUACACAUAUCCCAGUGAUCAUGAGAUCAAAAAAGCUUUCUGGUUUACUAAAUGGUCUGAUAAGGAUGCUGAAGAUCUGAGCUCAGCGCCAGGGUAUGAGGGUCAUAUAGAGUACCUUGGGGAUAAGGAGAGUGACUGUACCCUGAGAAUCACAGACCUGAGGUUGAGUGACUCUGCUGGGUACAGGUUCAGAUUCAUAACAACCAGAGACAAGUUUGCUGGCUCACCUGUCUCCCUGACUGUCACAGUUCUACAGGUAAAGAUGAGAACUUCAAGGUUUUCAAGCUGGGUGACUCUGACCUGUAGUACCACCUGUACUCUGACUGACAGCCCCACCUACAUCUGGUAUAGGAAUGGACACAAAGUAAAGGAGGACACUUCCAGCCAGUACUCAGACUACCUUAGAAAUGCAGACAGUUACUCCUGUGCUGUAAAAGGCCAUGAUAAUCUCCACUCUCCUGCAGUGUGUGUCCGUGGUCAGAACUGUUGGAGUGUGACUUACCCCCAUCAGGGAGUCUGUGCCUUGAAGGGGUCAACAGUGGAUAUAUCCUCCACGUAUGACAGUGGUGAUGCUACGAUCACAUCAUCACACUGGUUUAGUUCUAAACAGAGUUCCAGCUGGAAGGAUGAGUUGGUCCCUGAGGACCUAACCACAGACCCAGGGUAUGCAGGUCGUGUGGAGUAUGUUGGAGAGAAGGAGAGCGGUCGUUCCACCCUGAGAAUCACAGAUCUGAGAGAGGAGGACUCUGCUGAAUACAAGUUCAUAUUCAACACACAAACCUCAGGAUGGGGGUACAGCUUCCCUGGAACAACUCUGACUGUCACAGGUCUGCUGGUGAAGGUGACUCCUGCCACUGUGACAGAGGGACAGAAGGUGACACUGACCUGUAGCACCACCUGUACUCUGGGUGACAACCCCACCUACGUUUGGUACAAGAAUGGACAUGUAACCACAAAAUCUACCAGUCUGUUCCUAAACCCAGUCAGCAGUGAGGAUGCAGGCAGAUACUCCUGUUCUGUAGAAGGCCAUGAGGAUCUCCCCUCUGCUGAAGAGACUCUCACUGUCACAUAUGGCCCAAAGAACACCUCAGUGUCAGUCAGUCCCUCUGGUGAAAUAGUGGAGGGCAGUUCAGUGACUCUGACCUGCAGCAGUGAUGCCAACCCACCUGUGGACAAAUACACCUGGUACAAGAAGAACGUAACCUCACCAAGAGCAUCAGGACAGAGUUACAGCAUCACUAACAUCAUCUCUGAGGACAGAGGAGAAUAUUACUGUGAGGCCCAGAAUAGAAAAGGAUCUAUGAACUCUACAUCUCUGAUGAUCAUUGUAGCAGGGAAACCCACCUCCUUUGUGACUGCAGCUGUAGGAAUCAUAGUGGUUGUUCUGGUUCUCAUCCUCUGUCUCUCUGGCUUCAUGUGGUUCAGGAAGAAGGCCUCCAAAUCCACCUCUGACACAAGAGACACAUCAGAGAAUGUACAGGGAGACUCUAGUCCAGUGUAUGACAACAUCUCAAGCAUGGCCAUGACCUCUACUGCAGCACAGACAGCUGACACAGACAACCAGGAUGAUGUUCACUAUGCCAGCGUCCACUUCUCUGGCUCCAAAAACCAGGAAGUGUCUCUAUACUCCACCGUCCAGCUGCCUCAGCCCCAGAUUCAGGACGAGGAUGUCCAGUAUGCUGCUGUGAAAUUCAGCCGCCCCAGUGCUGCCACCCGGUGAAUGUUUUCUGCCAUUACAACAGAGUCAAUACUAGAACACUGAACUCACAGACAUCAUCAAGGGCAUUCAUAUGCUGCUGUUUAUUGAAAGAGUAGACAAUGAUGUCAUCAAUAAGCAAAACAGUUGACCCCCUAGUGACAACUCAUUGUUCCCUGAGAUCUCGCCUUCCGGCGCCGACAGAGAUGGCCGCCUCGCUUCGCGUUCCUAGGAAACUAUGCAGUUUUUUGUUUUUUUACGUGUUAU